GUCAUGUGUCACGAGUCAGCUGACCUGAAGCAAAACCAAUCGGAUUUGGGCUCACAGGAAGACAAACCGACGCACGCGGCGAAGGGUUGAAGUUUACUUGUGUCCAGCCAAUAUACAUACAUGAAUACCGAGGUGUCGGUUCUGUACUUUGCAAAAAGUGCCGAAUUAACGGGACUUAAAGCAGAAAACAUAACGGUUCCGUCAAACAUAUCCUCUCUACGGCUGUGGCAGCAUUUGGAGACCAGACAUCCAAGACUCUCUGUGUUACGGGAUCAGGUGGUUCUGGCCGUGUGUCAGGAGUACGUGCCUCUGGGAGAUCAGCCCCUGACCCUCAGAGACGGGGACGAGGUGGCCGUUAUACCGCCCCUCAGUGGAGGCUAAAGACAUUAAUAAG
This is a messenger RNA of Carassius gibelio (silver crucian carp), 394 nucleotides long. It is a transcript of the gene mocs2, whose product is annotated as molybdopterin synthase sulfur carrier subunit. NCBI's taxonomy places the organism in Eukaryota, Metazoa, Chordata, Actinopteri, Cypriniformes, Cyprinidae. Gene Ontology annotation, biological process: Mo-molybdopterin cofactor biosynthetic process. The coding region runs from base 121 to 381 and encodes 86 amino acids. The record is from RefSeq and is a predicted model, not a curated record. Gene Ontology annotation, cellular component: cytosol. The transcript has 3 exons.